GUUUCUGCCCUUAACGACUAAACAACACGAGAGAUGGACUACAAAGAACAGGUUGAGCAGGUUGUAUCCACCGCGCAAUUCGGAGAUUUGAUCGAGUUCUCGUACCCCAUUGGCUACGCACACUGGGGCGUGUACGACGGAGAUGGAUACGUCAUUCACUUUGCGGUUGCCGAUGAAACUCAGGUGAUGGGUACGUUUCGAAAUUGUCUGCAGGCUAUCUUCCCUGUUUGUGGUGAUCUUUUGCUUGGAGAAACUAAGAUUCGGCGUCAGCUCCUGUCUGAAGUUAACGUGCCAAAAGGAGCUCGUGUUUCAGUGAGCAAUAACCAGCACGCUCUCGAGCCUUCACCUGUGGAUGAAAUUAGAAAACGACUAGAUGCUUUACUGGACAAAGAGUUUACUUACAAAAUCUUCACACACAAUUGUGAGCACUUUGCCACAUUUGUCCGCUCUGGUAAAGCUAUGUGCAAUCAGAUUCCAGGGAAGCCCAAAAACAAGGAAUGUGUGGAAUCUACACAGUUAUUUAGCUACCUUGUGCCAUCGAGUUAACCUACUAAAUACCAACAACUACAGAUUAUCACAAUAAUAAUAUAUUAUGUUUGAUUAAGGAUAUUUCUCACACACUCAUUAAACCAGUUAAGAUUUCUGUUUGAUGUCAUGGAAAAGGGUUCUUCACACUGAUCUGUAAUAGUAUAUAGAUCAGUGGUUCCUCACUUUCUUCAGUGUGCCUGCAGGUCUUGUUUGGUCUCCUAGCCUUGUCAAGCUGGUCUGUUGGCUGGUUUUAAAAUGGUUUUGGGUUCAGGCCAGGAGACCAGCUUGGUUAUGCAGGAAGACCAUAUUAUACCAGCUAAAACCUAUACCCGCUUACACCUGCUUUUUUCAGCAGAAAUGCUGUCAAAAUGUACAUUGAAUGUUUAGUAAAGGUGUUCACAUGUUUCUGACUGUCCUUUUCACAUUUCUAACUAAUAUGGCACAUAAUAUUACCAGUUUACACCACAGUUACAAAAACACAAUUAAAUUGCUUGACAAGUGCAGAUUUAUUUCCUGCGUUAAUGCAUUGUCUAUUACAACAGAAAGCCUGGGAAAUAUCUAAGAGUUCAUCUUUUUUAAAUAGCCAACACCCAGCAAACACAGAACAUUCCCCUAAUGUUAGCAUAUGGUUCCGGUUUAAUUAUAAUUUUUUUGGGUCCAAAUAAUGUUCAAAGAACGUUUUCUGUAGGUUUUUGUAACUAAAAAAACAUUUGUUGUAACCAAAAACAUGUGAUUUGCUACUUAUUAGUCAGCUGCAGGUGACUGUUUUACCAGAAUAGACCAUAAGUUUUAAGUAUAUCUGCUAAAAGUGAAUUUUCUGUAAAAAAAAAAAAAAAUCAAUUUUGAUUUUACUGACUUCAAAUCAGCCACAAGUGGAGAGAAAGAAAUUAAACAAAAUCAUCAAGAUUAUAAAAGCUUCUUACGGGGUUUAAAAUGAAGCCAUUUUUAUUAAGCUUUUACAUUAGUAACAAUGACUAGUAAGCUAAUUGUAUUUUGGAUGAAACUGGUUACCAUGGUGAUUUUUUUCAUAAGGUAAAGGGGCAAUGCAGUGUUGUGUUUUAUAUCAUUAAAAAAAUAAAUAUUUAUAUUCUAU
Messenger RNA from Sinocyclocheilus rhinocerous, 1621 nucleotides. Its product is annotated as HRAS-like suppressor 2. Gene Ontology annotation, molecular function: A2-type glycerophospholipase activity; glycerophospholipid phospholipase A1 activity. The transcript has 4 exons. Gene Ontology annotation, cellular component: cytoplasm. Gene Ontology annotation, biological process: N-acylphosphatidylethanolamine metabolic process. The record is from RefSeq and is a predicted model, not a curated record. Bases 34 to 546 code for a protein of 170 amino acids. NCBI's taxonomy places the organism in Eukaryota, Metazoa, Chordata, Actinopteri, Cypriniformes, Cyprinidae.